AUGGGCGCGCGCGUUGCGCGGGGAGCGUGGGCCCUCAGCCGGGCCGCGGGCGGCUGCCGGGCGGCCUCGAGCUUCCAGGCGCCUCCGCCGGGCGCCGUGGACGUGGCGGAGCUGCUGCGGGAGGCGGCGGGGGGCGAGGCCCGGGCGAAGGCGGCGCGGCGGCCGCCGGACCGGUGCUCCGUGCUGCUCUUCCCCGGGCAGGGCAGCCAGGCGGUGGGCAUGGGCCGCGGCCUGCUCGGGUACCCGCGCGUCCGCGAGCUCUACGCGGCCGCCAGCCGCGUGCUGGGCUACGACCUGCUGGAGCUGAGCCUGCACGGCCCGCAGGAGGACCUGGACCGCACCGUGCACUGCCAGCCCGCCGUCUUCGUGGCCUCGCUGGCUGCCGUCGAGAAGCUCCAUCACCUGAAGCCCCAGGUCAUUGAGAACUGCGUUGCGGCUGCUGGAUUCAGUGUGGGGGAAUUUGCAGCCCUUGUGUUUGCUGGAGCCAUGGAAUUUUCUGAAGGUCUGUAUGCUGUGAAGGUCCGAGCCGAGGCCAUGCAGGAAGCUUCGGAAGCCGUCCCCAGUGGGAUGCUGUCAGUCCUUGGCCAGCCUCAGUCCAAGUUCGCCUUUGCCUGUUUGGAAGCCCGGGAGCACUGCAAGUCUUUGGGCAUAGAGGACCCUGUGUGUGAGGUCUCCAACUUCCUCUUUCCUGACUGCAGGGUGAUCUCUGGACACCUAGAGGCUCUUCAGUUUCUCCGGAAGAACUCCUCUAAGUAUCACUUCCGGCGCACCAAGAUGCUGCCAGUGAGUGGUGCCUUCCACACGCGCCUCAUGGAGCCCGCCGUGGAGCCCCUGGCCCGAGUUCUGAAGACCAUCGACAUGAAGAAGCCUCUGGUGGCUGUGUACUCCAAUGUCAGCGGGAACCGGUACACGCACCCCACGCACAUCCGGAAGCUGCUGGGCAAGCAGGUGGUGUCCCCGGUGAAGUGGGAACAGACCAUGCACGCCGUUUACCAGAGGAAGAAGGGCGCCGCGUUCCCCAGCACGUUCGAGGUGGGCCCCGGGACGCAGCUGGGGAGCAUCCUGAGGAGCUGCAACAUGCAGGCCUGGAGGUCAUACAGCCACGUGGAUGUGAUGGAGGGCAGCCAGGACCCGGAGCCCGGCACCUCCGAGGCUCUGCACUGACCCAUCUGCAGGCUGGCUGAAGAUGAGACAGGCUGUGGGAGACGCAGGGUGCAGCCACAGAACAGUGCCAGGGAUGAUGUCUCAGGUGACCUGGCCCAGCCCCCCUGGAAAACGUCCAGGUGCUGCUGGGGAUGUGCUUCACCCUGCCUGCCCACCUGCCUUGGGCUGCACCACUCCUGGCAGUGGAUCUGAAGGGCUGGCCCCGCGCAGCUGCCUGUGUGCCCUGGGCAUGCUGCACCAGAGGGACACCACUGCCCCUCCGCCUGCAGGCUGCCCAGGUCCAGGGCUCCUGUGUCCUGCAUCUAAAGGUGUUAGGAGACGGGCAUCAGUGGCUCAUGCCUGAAUCCUAACAAUCAGAAGGCUGAAAUCUGAGGAUCAUGGUUCAAAGCCAA
Messenger RNA from Dipodomys spectabilis (banner-tailed kangaroo rat), 1556 nucleotides. It is a transcript of the gene Mcat, whose product is annotated as malonyl-CoA-acyl carrier protein transacylase. The record is from RefSeq and is a predicted model, not a curated record. Gene Ontology annotation, molecular function: transferase activity. The transcript has 4 exons. Bases 1 to 1164 code for a protein of 387 amino acids. NCBI's taxonomy places the organism in Eukaryota, Metazoa, Chordata, Mammalia, Rodentia, Heteromyidae.